AUGGGCAUCUUCAAGAAGGGUCGGCUUACCGUGGCCGACGACACCGUCACCAAUGCCGCCCAGCUGACACUGAGACAGUCCCUGCUGCCGAACAUACUGGUAACCGUUCUCUUCUUCCUCUGGGGCUUUGCAUAUGGCCUCCUUGAUGUUCUCAACUCCCACUUCCAAACGACCCUGAACAUCACCCCCGCAAAGGCAUCCGGCCUGUCCGCCUCGUACUUUGGUGCCUACUUUCUGUGCCCCCUCACGAUCUCCGGAUGGAUCCUGCGACGCUUCGGCUUCCGACUCACCUUCGUCACUGGUCUGGCUGUGCUGGCUGUUGGCUGCCUCAUGUUCUGGCCCUCGGGGAUCAAAAAGUCCUUUGGCGGUUUCUGUGGCUCGAUGUUUAUUGUUGGUGCUGGACUGUCGACCCUGGAAACAGCGGCCGAUCCGUUCCUUGCUAUCUGUGGUCCUCCAAAGUACUCCGAGAUUCGGUUGAAUUUGGCGCAGGCUGUUCAGGGCGUUGGGGGGUUCGUGGCGCCCCUGUUGGCUAGUCGUGUUUUCUUUGCUCAUACAGUGGACGAUGACCAGGGCCUUAAGAAUGUGCAAUGGGUGUACCUCGGAGUCGCCGGGUUCGUCGGCCUGCUCAUCAUCCUGUUCCUCUUCGUCCCAUUCCCAGAGAUCACAGAUGCCGACAUGGGCGCCCAAGAAGCCGAAAUCUCCGACCACGACUCGGGCCCCUUCCGCGCACAGUACACCCUCUUCCUCGGCGUCUUCUCCCAAUUCUGCUACGUCGGCGCCCAGGUCGCAGUCGCAAACUACUUUAUCAACUUCGCUGUCGAGGCCGGCAAGGACAAGGCUGAGGCGAGCGAUCUCUUCGCGGUCGCGCAGGCCGUCUACGCGGCCAACCGGUUCAUCGCCGGCGGGCUGAUGGUCAUUCCGGCGUUCAAGCCGCGGUAUAUGCUCCUCGUCUACCUGUCCAUGUGCACGGUGUUUUCGAUCAUUUGUAUCGUGACCAAGGGGACGGCGAGCGUGGCCAUGUUGAUUAUGGUGUUUGUCUUUGAGAGUUGUUGCUUCGCGACGAUUUUCUCGAUGAGCAUGAGGGGUUUGGGACGGCAUACGAAGCGCGGUGGGAGUUUUCUGGUUGCGGCGAUUAGUGGGGGUGCGGCGUUUCCUCCGAUGAUGGGUGCUGUCGUCACAAACAAAAGCGCCCAUACAGCCAUGGCGAUACCCAUGUUGGGAUACAUUCUCGCGCUUACUUUCCCUGUCUAUGUCAAUCUCUUCCAGAAGGAGAGGAUGGAUUCGCACCGCGUGUCGGCAGUGGGGAUUGCUCCGACUGAGAACAAACUGGAGCUCUCGACAGAGGAGGGCAAAGGAGGGUCGCAGACUCAUAUAGAGGAGGCGAGCGGCAGAUGA
Aspergillus calidoustus is the source of this 1395-nucleotide messenger RNA. Lineage: Eukaryota; Fungi; Ascomycota; Eurotiomycetes; Eurotiales; Aspergillaceae. The record is from the annotation of a GenBank genome assembly.